Messenger RNA from Schistocerca nitens (vagrant locust), 6601 nucleotides. RefSeq lists its product as uncharacterized. NCBI's taxonomy places the organism in Eukaryota, Metazoa, Arthropoda, Insecta, Orthoptera, Acrididae. The record is from RefSeq and is a predicted model, not a curated record. The transcript has 10 exons. The coding region runs from base 41 to 3541 and encodes 1166 amino acids. Gene Ontology annotation, molecular function: protein binding.
CUGGCGCGUGAGGACCGCCUGGUGGUUGUUGCUGGCGGUGAUGCUGGUAUCUGCUUUGACUCCAGUGGAGGCGGGUCACAGAUCUGGAAGCAGAAAAGGACGGCGACGCAACAGUGGAGACCACAGCAAUGGCUCACAGAAGAACAAGAACCAGCGCAGCUACAAUACCCAGACACACAAGCCUUACACCCACAAGUACAGUCAGAAGCCAAAAACAACACCGAAGACGACCAGCAGCAGCCAGCAGUACAAGACGACAGCAACCACCUGGAAGGCCGUCACAGGAAAGUACAAACAGCUUCCCAAUCUGACUGUGGCCACUCCCAUCACCACAAAACCCGGGAAACACAACAGCACGAAGGACCAAGUGCCAAAGAACAACGCCACAAAGCCGUAUAAUUUUACCAGGCCCGGGUACAGUCAGAAGCCAAAAACAACACCGAAGACGACCAGCAGCAGCCAGCAGUACAAGACGACAGCAACCACCUGGAAGGCCGUCACAGGAAAGUACAAACAGCUUCCCAAUCUGACUGUGGCCACUCCCAUCACCACAAAACCCGGGAAACACAACAGCACGAAGGACCAAGUGCCAAAGAACAACGCCACAAAGCCGUAUAAUUUUACCAGGCCCGGGUACAGUCAGAAGCCAAAAACAACACCGAAGACGACCAGCAGCAGCCAGCAGUACAAGACGACAGCAACCACCUGGAAGGCCGUCACAGAAAAGUACAAACAGCUUCCCAAUCUGACUGUGGCCACUCCCAUCACCACAAAACCCGGGAAACACAACAGCACGAAGGACCAAGUGCCAAAGAACAACGCCACAAAGCCGUAUCAUUUUACCAGGCCCGGGACCACUGUACAGGAUGUCCCGGGGAAAAACCACCCACACUCCACUGUCCAGCCUCCUGGUUCCAGAGGGAACGUGACACAGACAAACACAAAAAAGUACCCCAGUGGUCCAGUAAGGAAUGUGACAGGGAAAAAAACAAACAGUCUUCCCCCUGGUCCAGUUAGGAACACGACAAGGACAAACACAAACAAUCAGUCUCUCGAUCCUGUUAGGAAUGUUACACAGACAAACCCAACCGAGAAGCCUCAAGGACCAGACUCUAUUGCGCCAGGCCCAAUCCGGAACCAGGAAGGUUGGCAGACACAGCCUCCUGGCCCUGGUGGGAAGGUUCCACACGAUGGUGCCAAGCAGCCUUCAGCCUACGACGUCAACCCAUCGCACCGGCCACCACCGGAAGGCAACAGUGGAAGUGGCUCUGGAAGCAGACUGAUCAACCUUUCCAGUCCAUUUGGAUAUUGGAAGAACUUCUCUACACCAAGCUCUCCAAUGAUCAUCAUCUUUCCAACAUCACAAUACCACUAUCCUUCAAGCAUUUCACCAAGGAAGCCUAAGGGCUGUGACUGCUAUGUCGAGGGCAGAACACCUGUGUGCAGAUACAAGCUGAAGGAUGGCCAUAUACCAUCAUGUGUAAAUUCAACAGUCUCUGCAGUGUUCAUCGAGUCAAAGGAGAUAGAACAGCUGCUCAUUGAUGCAUUCAAGCAUGUUCCACUUCUAGAAUACAUAAACAUAACAGGCACAAUGCUGAGAUCACUGCCAAGAGAUCUCUUCCGUGACACUAGAGAGUUGAAGCUACUGCUGGUACAGAAGAACCUCAAGUUGAGAUCAUUGGAUCGUUAUGUCUUCAGAGAUGGUAGCAGGCUUGAGGAUGUUAUUCUGGAUCACAACAAGAUCAGUUCACUGGAACGAGAUGUGUUCACUCACCUGACAAAUGUCAAGAGGCUGAACCUAGCCUACAAUAAAAUCAGGAUCCUGCCUGAGGGUAUCUUUAGAGAUAACCGAGAACUACAGGAGCUGAGGCUGUCGGGGAACCCAGUGCACAUAAAUGAAUGUGUUGCCAGGAGUCUGCUGAGAAACAACGUCAAACUGCGAGUGCUUCUGAUGCGCAAGUGCAACCUACAGAACCUCCCGACUGGCCUUCCAGGAAAUGCAUCGAAUCUGGAAUGGCUGGACCUGUCACACAACAAGAUCUCCAAAUUCCCUGCAGAGUUCAUCCAGAACUGUACAAAGCUGGCCUACUUAGGACUCGCCUACAAUGAGCUCAAGGUCCUCGGCUCAGACCUGGUGUUCCUGCAUGGUGGAUCUCUUGCUACUUUGACACUGGAAGGCAACCCUUGGCACUGUGACUGUGACAUUCUGCCCCUGGCCAGCUGGGCCAGUUUGCGGAAAGACGCAGUGCCAGAGUGGCCUAACUGCAGCUCUCCACACGGAGUCAAGAAAGAGCCCCUACAGCGCUGGUUCCACACCAAAAAUGCGACAAAAUGUGGUGAUGCCACCUCGCUGCUGCGUGCAGACCUGAACCGAGUGCUGUCCGUGGCUCGUGCCAUCGCAGAGCGAGGACCGAACUUCUCUACAGACUUGCUUCCUGUCUCUGAUAAAGAAGUCAGCUUCACUGCCACAAAUUACUUUUUGUAUGCCACAGCAGGAAUGACCGAUGCUGACAUCGACGGCGUGGUGUGGCACUGGGCACGGUUCCUGGAGAAGGUUCUGAAUAGGCGGCACCUCCACUACACUGAGAAGAGCCUCAACCGGACCAGGAUUGAGCCACUCACAACUACCACCACGAAGCCACCAGCAGCCAGGGCUGUCAAGCAACGACUUAGGCUGAAGGGCUUUCAACCACUCAUGAAUUUCAUUUACAUUAUGAAGAAUGUCCCAGAGAACCUGACAAAAGUAGUUGAUGAUGGUAUUGAGGAAGAGCUGAAGAUUCUGUUUGGAGUCACCAAUGGCACUAACACCACAAGCCCAAAUGCUACAGCAGCCAGCGUGGCAGCACUGAAUUCUACAGGUGUUGUCACAGCUGUCACCCCAAACACUGUUGUAGUCACCACAAAUGUGACCCUGGCUCCUUUCUCACGGAACAGUACUACUGUCACUACAACACUUGCAACUCCAGCUCCUGCAAUUAUCUCCACUUCUUUACCUCCCACACCAGUCACACUACUUCUAAAUCUGCCUUCUGUAUCCGCAAAUACACCUUUAUCAGCCAGUGCCUCCAGUGUGGUACCUGUGAAUGCUAUCCUGAAUAUAACCUCACCUACUAACUGUACUUCUGUAACUAACCAGAAUGUGACAAACUCUACUUCCUCCAUACCAGCUCUCAGUGCAACUACUGCAUCUGCUAAUGGCGCGACGGUGCCGUCGAAGAUGCCGAAUGCCACAAAGCAGAUGGUGGCAGGCUUGCGAUCUGAGCUUCGUGAGGUGCUUUCCAUUCUGCUGCUGAGCAUCGAUCGGGCCAAGUGGGAUGCUGCAGAGCAGGAUUUUAUCAAAGGUGAAGAGUUGAGGGCUCUGCAAUCUCCGGAGCAUAAAAAUAAGUCAAUCACCCCAGAUCAGCUAAACACUCCAAAACAAUCAACCAUCCCAAAGAACUCGAGUCAUGUGCAAAGCAGUGCAAAAAGCUGUAAGCUGAUACAGCCACAGCUAACUGUUCUUGUUGCUAUUCUGACUCUACUGGCCCCCUCUCUUGUGUAAUAGCUCCAUAAUGUCAUACAUGAAAGAGACAGAUUUUUCUAUUUCUGCAACAAUUUAUUAUAAAAUGCAUUUUCAUAAUCCAUCUGCAUGUCAUUGCCUUUAUUUUAUUUUGGCUGCUUAUAAACUGAAAAUGGGGUGUACUAACGAACGGCGUGGAAACAGUAUUAACAUGAGUGAAAUGUGAGUUUUACAAAAAUUACUGCUGCUAAAUGGCAUGAUAAUAUGUGAAUAAUAUUCUGGGAAAGAUAUAUUGUUUGAUAUGUUACAUCACUUAUUCUAACUUAAGUACUUUGUUCCUUGUCCACCUUCAUAGCAGAGUGGUCAGCAUGUCUCACUGCCAUGUGAAGGACCUGGGUUUCAAUUCCAAGAACUGCCAGGUAUUUUUCCUUGGUGGGAGGAAUGAAAUGGGGUGGACUCAGCCUCGUGAGAUUGAAUGAGGAGCUGCUUGAAUAAAUAAGUAGGCUCAUCACCAGGCUUCAUCUAAUGAUUAUAACAGCUACAGUGAUUGGCGACAUGGUGAACACAUGUCCCACGAUCAGAGAAUGCACCUUUUUCUGCCUUGUAGGCAGCAAUUGGUGAACUGGAACAAGCCAAAAGCAUAAUCAGAGAUUGUUAUUUGUUUUACUAAUUUGCUUGCAAAUCAUAUGAGUAAAAAAGAGAUCAUAUUUGAAUGUAUAAAGCAACCUACACUAUAUUAUUGCUUGGUCUUGUACAAUACACUGACUCCUGCUAUUGUCAUAUUGCAUAGUUACUAUGUGUUGAUGUAAGUUAAUAUUAUACCAAGACCCAUCAAUGUUCAGAUAGCAACAGCUCAUAGCCCUACCAAGAACAAAACGUGUACACAUUCACGUGAAUAUGAAUGCCAUACUGUUGCAAUUGUGCCUUAUAUUAUAGGAUAUCUUUGCUGUUUGUGCUGAAAAUACUCCGUGAAAGUUGCUUUGUUUGUAAAUUAUUUAGGCAUGGUUCUCAAGCGAUGUUACAUGUUUUAGACUUUUAAAGUGUUUAUUGAAAUUGCACUGUCUCAACUUUUAAAAUUCUAACUAAAGAAUAAAUAGUUUAUGUGCAUACUGGUUAUAAUUUUAAUAUUUUAUGGAAUCAGAUAAACUAGGUCUUGAUGCAAACUUUUGAGGCGCUUUAAAACAGUGAAAGUUUUUGUUAUGAAUAUGACUCUCCAGGAGGCUGUACCUUACCUUAAGGCUUUCAGAAUUUGCAUUCAAAAUUCUAAGAACUUUAAAAAUGGUGAGGUUCAGUAUCAUUUGUCUCAUUGCGAUUGAGACAUUGAUCCAUUAUCAAAAUUCAUUCAAUUGUUUAUGUAAUUAAUAAAAGACUGUUCCCUUGAAUCUGAUCUGAUGGACUGAUUAAAGUCAGGUAUUUAUGUAAAUAUACUUUUGUGCAAUUUUAAUUAGUGAAAUAUCUUGGCUAUUAUAGUUCAGUGCAACAGAAAUGCUCUACAGUGACGCUUUCUGUCUGUUACUGAAUAAUGUGGGUCAUCCCACGUCCCUGAAGGCUCUUCUUCAUGAGACACUACGAAUUAAUUAAUGAAAAAAAACACAUAUGUUUUGUGGUAAAAUCAAAUAUGUACCUAAAGUGAAAAUAAGUUUGUUGAAAAAAAAAUUUGAAGUGCCAAAUUUCAUAACUGAUUUUGUUUUGCAUAUUUUUAAAGUUGCAAGACUGUACUAUUAAAUAGUGGUAUAUCAAAUUUAACAAAUGUAGUGUUUGUGUGACAGAAAAAAGUGAUCAAAAAUAUUAUCCUGAUAUGGUAAUGCACAACAAAAACUGCUUCCACAAUAUAUUUCAAUGUUCUCUCCAAAAGAUAGAGCUCAAACUAACAGGUUACGUUUUUCAUACACAUUAUUGUCAUUCUCUUUGAAAUGCAAAAAUCAUACUAUGGAUUUCAAGGUAACAUUUUGUGGAGAUGGUGGAAUACGAACAAUAAGAAACUGAUAGACAGGAAAGUAAUUACCUUUGACUUGCAAAAAUCAUACAACAACAAAAAUAAUCAAUUUCUGACAAUAUAAUGUAAUUGGGUAGAUAUGAAAUCUACCUUCCUUCUCAUCCCGUCCAGUAAGUCUCCCCUGACCCAGUGUUUUGGGUGUCUUUUUCUGAAUUCCCCUCUUUGUCCCAGACCUUUCCAGUUCCUUUCCCUUCACCCCUCUUCCUACUUCUUUGUCCCUUCUGCUGGAAUAAGGAGCCAUUGGCUCCGAAAGCUUGUCUAAGUAAAAUAUUUCUUAUAUGGGUGUUAUCCUGCCAUCGCUUGGAGAGUUAAAAUCAUACUACACAUUUCAAGGUAAUGUUUCAUGGUGAUAGUCACAUACAAACAAAAAAUUUGUAGACAGGAAGAUAAUUAGAGCAGCUGCACUUGUAAAGAAUACUCUGUUUGUUACUGUAACAUACUACCCAUGUACAUUUCUCUUACAUUCUUCCAGUGCUCCUUCCACUCCCCAAAAUCCUCAGUUAUUAUUCCAGUGAAUUCUCUCCCUCUCCCACCAUCCUCUCUAUCUACCUUUUUCAUUCUAUUGCUAAUUAAGAUAUAUACAAAAGAAAUUCCAGUUAACCAGUCUCCCAAUAGCCUGACAUAGACCUCAACAUUCGUGCAAAGUAUUGUAUCCAGAUAAAAUAAGGGACGUUGACAUUUAAGACUUAUAUAUUAUAUUUCAGUCAUUACUUGUUGACCCUAUAGGAAAAAUGUAUAUUAAUGUCAAGUAUAUACAAUAAUCAUUUUAGCUUACAUGACUAAAAUGUAGCACUUAGAAAGUUAUACAUAUAUUUUUUAAAAGUGAAUAUUGCCUUUUUCUAUUUAUAUGUUUUUGUAUCUUUUAUAACCUAUAAAGGAGAAAAAUUUGAUAAUGCUAUUAAAAAUAAUAAUGAAUAAUAAGUGUCUAAUGUUUAUAUUCCUCAUAUGGAUUUAAAUAUGACAGGACUGGAGCAAAAUACUGUUUGAGAAGGAGUAAGAAUACAUUGCAUCUAACAUAUGAGACCAUAUGCAGGUACAGAAAUGUGAAAUAAGAAUUCUUUCAAGUUUAAGGAAUUUGUAUUUUCACUCUAGUUUUUUGUUGAUGA